This is a messenger RNA of Penicillium longicatenatum, 2574 nucleotides long. RefSeq lists its product as uncharacterized. The transcript is spliced from 2 exons. Bases 1 to 2574 code for a protein of 857 amino acids. NCBI's taxonomy places the organism in Eukaryota, Fungi, Ascomycota, Eurotiomycetes, Eurotiales, Aspergillaceae. The record is from RefSeq and is a predicted model, not a curated record.
AUGGCCUAUAAUGCUGUCGCCCAGGUCGAGGUGGCCUCUGAAUCCGAGUCGGAUCUCUCACGCAAUCCGUCACCUUCCGGCUUCCAACGGGUGGUCGACCGAACAACUCGCCUAGAACCCGCUAAAACUGCCGGCCCCGAGUCCCAGUUAGGCGCUAUUUACCGCUCCAUGACUUCCUCCAACUACGAUGUAGUCGAGGCCGAUGACUACGACGCCGAUCCUUCCCCCAAACAUCCCCCCAUUCCUCCACUUAACACGGCGGUCGCGCGACAUUCCUCCCCCGAUCCUCCCUUACGAAGUGCCUCCAGCGACAUCCCCAUUCCUCUCAGUCACCCGACCCCGGAUCUGCAAUCGCUACAAGGUGCCUAUGCGGGCAAUGUAGAGCGACUGGAACAAAGUGCAGAACGUCUGAGUUCCAGUACCGCCGAUAUAGCUAGUGAGAUCCGCAAACUCGACCAGGAGCAAAAGCGUCGAUCCUACAGCUCGGCUUCCAAUUCCGUAAUCAUGCGGAAUGGUGCAUUCUCCCCGGGCGCAAGCCUUACCAGAUCCCCUCAUGGCUCAACCCGAUCUCGAUCCACACGCCAACGCUCCCUCUCCAGUGGAUCCUGCCUGGCUCAGGUUGCGGAACCCGCCCAUGACGACGAAGGUCACUUUCUAGAUCAAUUCCCCACGACCCUUCCGAUCGCCCCACAAUUCCCCCUUCAUACCAAGAGCACCGGGCGCUUCUACGGUCAGUAUGAUGGUCCAGCGACUCCCGUGGCCGCAGAGGAGAUCGAGCGACCCGACACGGCUGCAUCGGGAGAUACUUUCCAGCAAGCGCGGACACUGUUUACCGACUUCGAUGGCGUCCAUUUUGCCCCCUGGAUCCCGCCGAUCCCGGACCCGCCUCUGGCCAGCAAGCCGGAAUUGUACAAGGAGGCCCAGGCUGACCAGAACAUGGUUUACUAUCCUGCGCCGGUCCCGCGCAUGUUGAACCUUCCACCAAAACUGUCUCGUAGGCCACCAAUUGCCGAGCGUGAGAAACGCCGUACGCAGAUAUUGACUGCCAUCGCGGCCGAGGAUAGGAAAGCGAAGUUUGGCGAGGAAGGAGCGACCGACGGUCAGAAAGACAAAAGGCAAUCACAACUGCCUCAGCAACUUCGGGCAAGCGUCUUCUUUGAUCCACCUAGUACUACGCUCGAGCUGGAAGUUAAGCAGGAGUCGGCGGUUGCAACGCUUGAUAGCAUCCUCGACGCUUCGGCACAUGCGCCUGUCUCGGCUUUCACAGAUCAUCCUUACGCGGGUCACGUUGGAUCAUACGUUUAUGGGCAGGAGCGGAAGACCCUUCGAAAACAAAAGUCAGAUCGAAACUCUCAGUUCCCAAUGGGGCAGCAGCAGAGCACCAAUACAGAGAUUGCGUCAGAUGGCUCAGCCCAUUCUGACAGCGGAUUGCAACAGGAAGCACCGGAGAGCGGUCAUCCUCAGAAUGACUCCGAGGGCUCAGAUGUGUCAGAGAAUGAAGGUGAUGAGCACUCGACAGAGAGUGAGGAUGAUGACGAGGAGUCGGACUACGUGGGACCGCCCAACACCUUACUAGCGGAAUUGGAGCUGCGGAAGCACGAGCUUGCGCAGCGAAGACGUACAGUAGUCCCUCAAUAUACGCCUGGUAUGCAGAACACGCUGUUGGAGUUAGAUGCGAUGGCUCAGAAACAGAGCGAGAAGAGACGACGCCGGCCAGUAACAUUAGCCUGGGGUAAUCGCCAUGCUGCUGACGAUGAUGACGUUCCUCUUGCAAUGUUAUAUCCCGAACAGGUAAAUGGGGAUGAUCCGAAUCAACCACGCGGUCUGAUGGAGAAACACCAUGUUGAGGAACAUGAGCCCUUAAGUACACGUCGUGCUCGGCUGAGGGGGGAACCAAUUCCUGAAAAACGACCUGUCACAGUUUAUGCCGUUGAGAAGCCGCAACCUGCACGGGAGCCCGCCACAGAGGACGAUGCGGCAGAGGACGGUGAGACUCUAGCCGAGCGCCUGAGACGAUUGAAAGGACAAAAUCCAGCGGAAUCCGAGUUCUCUAAUAAUCUUCUCGCUGAAUUUGACAAUCGCCUCGGUUCAAACCAUGCCACAGAAACUGCAUCAGCCCCUCAACAGCCACCGGAGGAGGAGACUCUCGCACAGCGGCGUAUCCGUCUACAGAAGCAAAGCGGUGCUCAGCCUGGCCUCGCAAAGAAUCCACGGGAGCGAAGAAGCAUGGCUGCCCUGCCUCAAGUCCGGCCGUCACAUGUAGUCCGCAAGUCCUCUCACGACGUAUUCCAGCAACCCAAACCGAUGCAGCAAUACGGAAGCCGCAUGUCCCUGCAGCAGUUCCCGACCAGCAUGGGGUACCCAACACAUGCAAACCCAGCGAGUCAGCCACCCCCACCACCGUACAGCUAUGGACCGGGCUACCCACCUCCCUAUGGCUAUAAUAACACCAUGAUCGCCAUGCAUAACAUGGGUUACCCAAUGCCUAAUGCGUGCGGGCCGACCAUGACCCGCCAGCCUGUUGAUCCCAAUCAGCGGGAUGUCAUUGACCGAUGGCGGCAAAGCAUUCGCUAA